Messenger RNA from Diceros bicornis minor, 2556 nucleotides. RefSeq names its product gliomedin (gene GLDN). Lineage: Eukaryota; Metazoa; Chordata; Mammalia; Perissodactyla; Rhinocerotidae. The record is from RefSeq and is a predicted model, not a curated record. Gene Ontology annotation, biological process: signal transduction. The coding region runs from base 1 to 1635 and encodes 544 amino acids. The transcript has 10 exons. Gene Ontology annotation, cellular component: cell surface.
AUGGCCCGAGGCACGGAGCGAGGCCGCCGGGGCGCGGGCUGGGGGCUGCGCGGCGCCCUGGCCGCGGUGGCGCUGCUCUCGGCGCUCAAUGCUGCGGGCACGGUGUUCGCGCUGUGCCAGUGGCGCGGGCUGAGCGCGGCGCUGCGGGCGCUGGAGGCGCAGCGGGGCCGGGAGCAGCGUGAGGACAGCGCCCUGCGCGCCUUCCUGGGCGAGCUGAGCCGGGCGCCCGCGCUGUCCCCCGACCCCGGGAGCGCCACGCGCAACAAGCGCAGCCACGGCGGGGAACAGGCGCCGCACAUCCGCGCAGAGAGCCACGACAUGCUGAUGAUGAUGACCUACUCCAUGGUGCCGAUCCGAGUGAUGGUGGACCUGUGCAACAGCACCAAGGGUAUCUGCCUGACAGGACCACCUGGCCCACCAGGACCUCCGGGAAUUGGCGGGUUACCAGGACACAACGGGUCAGAUGGACAGCCUGGUCCCCAGGGCCCGAAAGGCGAAAAAGGAGCAAAUGGAAAAAGAGGAAAAAUGGGGCUACCUGGAGCCACAGGAAAUCCAGGGGAAAAGGGAGACCCUGGUGAACUGGGCUUGACUGGAAACGAAGGUCCUGCAGGACAGAAGGGUGAAAAGGGGGACAAAGGGGACGUGUCCAACGAUGUGCUCCCCGCAGGUGCCAAAGGUGACCAAGGCCCACCUGGCCCACCCGGCCCACCUGGGCCCCCGGGCCCUCCAGGUCCCCCAGGACCCCCUGGAAGCAGAAGAUCCAAAGGCCCUCGGCAGCCAAACAUCUUCAAUGGCCAGUGCCCAGGGGAGACAUGUGCUAUACCAAAUGAUGAUACCUUGGUUGGAAAAGCUGACGAGCAAGUCAGUGAACACCAUUCCCCACAAGCAGAAUCCAUGAUUGCUUCCAUUGGAAAUCCAACACAAGUAUUAAAAGUGACAGAGACAUUUGGGACUUGGAUACGAGAGUCUGCUAACAAGAGUGAUGAACGGAUCUGGGUGACUGAACAUUUCUCAGGCAUCAGGGUGAAGGAGUUCAAAGACCAGCCCUCACUGCUGAAUGGCAGUUACUCGCUUAUCCAACUCCCGUAUUUUUUCCAUGGCUGUGGGCAUGCCGUUUACAACAACUCUCUCUACUACCACAAAGGAGGCUCCAAAACCAUAGUGAGAUUUGAAUUUGACAAAGAAACGUCCCAAACCCUGAAGCUUGAAGAUGCCUUGUAUUUUGAUCGAAAAUACCUCUUUGCAAAUUCCAAGACCUACUUCAAUUUAGCUGUAGAUGAGAAGGGUCUUUGGAUUAUCUAUGCUUCAAGUAUAGAUGGCUCGAGCAUUCUUGUAGCACAACUGGACGAGAGGACAUUCUCUGUGAUGCAACACAUCAAUACCACGUACCCCAAAUCCAAGGCCGGGAACGCCUUCAUUGCCCAAGGGAUUCUCUAUGUCACAGACACCAAAGAUAUGAGGAUAACAUUUGCCUUUGAUUUAUUAGGAGGGAAACAGAUCAAUGCAAACUUCGAUUUAAGAACUUCCCAGUCUGUUCUUGCCAUGUUAUCAUACAAUAUGAGAGACCAGCAUUUGUAUUCGUGGGAAGAUGGCCAUUUAAUGCUUUAUCCUGUGCAGUUUUUGUCAGCUACAUAAAACCAGUGACGGAAUGCUUUCUUUUCCUUCCCCUCAGUAAAUUUCAGAUGUUCUCUAGCACCGUUUAUAUCCCAACAGAAAACUUGUCUUUCAGGGUAGCCAGGUACUCAGCUGUCGUAUCUCAUGACAUGAAUGUUUAUAUGGUCAGUGAAUCCGCUUUAAAUUCAGAUUCCUUGGGGGAAAAUAGCAACAGAUUGGAAGUCAAAAUGGCUGAGAUUUGGUAAUUCCUCCACAAACUAGCGGAGCAAGUUACCUCUUCCUCUUUGGGCCUUGUUUUCCCCGCUGGUAAUAUGGAAAGGCUGGCUGAGAGGAUGGUAAGCUUUCCUCUCCCUGUAGGGAAUUCUGUGAUUCUUGGCUGUGGCUACUCCCACAACUUUUAUGUUUAUGGUUUUUAGCCACGUGCUGAACAAAUUCACCUCUGAGUUGAGAAGCCUAAUUGCUUGAGCAAUGAAUUCCUUAGUGCUGACUUAUAUUUGGUGCCUUAGGCCACUGAGGUACCAUAUUACCCAUAAUAUAUUACCUUUCUCUGCAUCUGCGCCUGUACCCGCACCUGCUGCCACAGUGCCAGAAGAGCCGUUAUCCUCAGCUCCUGACUGCUGCCAGAGAUUAGCAAAAUCCAGGAACAGCUACCUGCUCAAGUUUCCUAAUGAAACAGAAACAGGCCCUUCCAGGUUCCUAUUAAUUUCUGAUCAUGCUGAUAUGCCGCUGUGGGUCAUAAACAUCGAAUCCUCAGGUCACACUGGCUUCUUCUACCACAGCUAUGGGUCAGAGUGCUAAAUAUUGUGUGAAUGGGCAUUAAUCUGGAAGUUUUCAGAAAAGACUCACCAUUUGUGGUUAUUGUCUAGAACAGGGAUGGGCAAAUUAUGGCCCUUGGUCCAAAGCCAGCCCAUCACCUGUUUUUGUAAAUGAAGUUUUAUUGGA